UGGCCCGUCACCCACUGCAGUUCUCCCACCAGGUCAUCUGCCCCUCAAGCUUAGCAUUGAAAGAAAAAAAAAAAACGGAGAGCCAUGCCAAGUCUGGAGAAAGAAAUAGAAAGAAUAUGAGUAGAUUUUGGAAUAAUAUUUGGUUUGGAGCAGGAGAGAGAAGCAAGUCAUAGAGAUGGAGAGCCAAAAGGUGGUUGUGGUGGUGGAGGAGGCCAACGCCGCCCGAGCUGCCCUCCAGUGGGCGGUCCGCAACUUCCUUCGCAGCACCGACUCCGUCACUCUCCUCUACGUCUGCCCCUUGACACGAUCCAAGAAGAAGCAGAGAAAGCUAAGGCUCAAGGGCUUCCAACUGGCCCUCUCUUUCAAGGAUCUCUGCAACGGCAUCGCCGAGGCAAAGGUGGAGAUCAUAGUGACUGAAGGUGAUCAAGGGGCGUCGGUUGUUUCUACGGUGAACAAGCUUGGAGCCUCUACCCUUGUAGUUGGGCUUCAUGAGCAGAGCUUCCUUUACAACCCCCCCAUUCCAAAUCUUGGUGCAAGAAACUUCAAUUGUCGCAUUCUUGCUAUUAAAGAGCACACAAAAACUCGUGAAGGUGUUGUGAAUGCGGAAUUCUCUCAAGUUGAAAUUACAAGGAUAUGCAUGGCAGAACCCAAGAACCCAUUUCCAAUCUUCCCUCUUUCCUUGGGGUUUUUAUGUAGAAGAUCAAAAAGGCGAAAGCAAUGAGCCUCCAAUUAAGAGGUGCUUUUUUAUUAGCCAGGUGCAAAAAUAUGGUCAAAAGCGACAGUUGGCCUUUUUUUAGUUGAUAUCUAACCUGCAGCCACACCCAAACAGAGUUAGAAUUAAUCAAGUAUGCUUAAAUGGAUCAUAUUUUUGAUUUCAAUGGAAUAGUCUUUUGACAAAUAGCAGAGGAUUAAAGCGCGUCAAUCCAUCGAUUAAAGAACAGAAAGUUGUGCUGACAUUUGUCUUGCGUGUUGAGAUUCACUUGUAUACAGCGUCAGCCAUUUUGUUAUUUUUUACAAUUUGUGAUGUAUUUUUAACUUGAUCGAGUUGAAGAUACCCACCACAGCUCAUAUAAUUUUAUGCAAGUUUCUUGUCUU
This is a messenger RNA of Elaeis guineensis (African oil palm), 1095 nucleotides long. RefSeq lists its product as uncharacterized. Lineage: Eukaryota; Viridiplantae; Streptophyta; Magnoliopsida; Arecales; Arecaceae. The record is from RefSeq and is a predicted model, not a curated record.